This is a messenger RNA of Bubalus bubalis (water buffalo), 2001 nucleotides long. Its product is annotated as guanylate cyclase soluble subunit beta-2-like. Lineage: Eukaryota; Metazoa; Chordata; Mammalia; Artiodactyla; Bovidae. The transcript has 11 exons. The record is from RefSeq and is a predicted model, not a curated record. Gene Ontology annotation, molecular function: guanylate cyclase activity; heme binding. Gene Ontology annotation, cellular component: guanylate cyclase complex, soluble. Gene Ontology annotation, biological process: cGMP biosynthetic process; response to oxygen levels.
AUGAACGCACCAUCCUUUCGUGUGGAGAGAGGGGCAGAGGGGAAGAUGCUUCUCCAUUACUACUCUGAUAGAAGAGGUCUGUGCCACAUUGUACCAGGGAUCAUUGAAGCUGUGGCCAAGGACUUCUUCGACACUGACGUGACCAUGGACAUCCUUGACGUGAAUCAGGAGGAGGAGAGGACGGGGAAGAAGGAGCACGUAGUGUUUCUGAUUGUGCAAAAGUCACACGGACAGAUGAAAAGGGCAAAGCCAAAGGGAUCACAAGACAGUCAGGACAGCCAGCGAGACCGAGAGACCCCGGAGGCAGCUUUCCUUAGGAUGAAAGAGAAAUAUUUGAGUGUCUCUAUUCAUGCCGUGAAAAAGUCCCGCUGGGAAGUUGUGAGGAACAUAGUCAUGUUCGGAAAAGGGCAUCUCAGGGACACCUUUGAGCCGAUUUAUCCCGAGCGGCUCUGGAUAGAGGCGAAGACUUUCUGCACUGCUUUUCCCUUUCACUUGAUAUUUGAUGAAUCACUGCAGGUCAAACAAGCUGGAGUGAGCCUUCAGAAGUACAUCCUGGGUCUCCAAACCCAGAAGGUUCGAUUAGAUGAGUACUUCUCCAUUGUCCAUCCCCAAGUCACCUUCAACAUUUUCAGCAUCUGCAAAUUUAUCAACAGUCAAUUUGUCCUGAAGGCGCGCAGGGAGAUGUUGCCUGCAGCCUGGAGAAGUCAGCCCGCGCUCAAACUCCGAGGCUAGAUGAUCUGGAUGGAGCCCCUGCGCUGCAUGAUGUACCUGUGCUCCCCCAGGCUCUGCAGCCUGCAGGAGCUGGAGGAGCGCCAGAUGCACCUCUCCGACAUCGCGCCCCACGACCCCACCAGGGACCUUAUCCUCCUCAACCAGCAGCGCCUGGCGGAGAUUGAGCUGUCCAACCAGCUGGAGAGGAAGAAGGAGGAGCUGCGGGUCCUCUCCACGCACUUGGCCGCAGAAAAGAGGAAGACUGAGACCUUGCUGUACGCCAUGCUGCCUGAGCACGUAGCCAACCAGCUGAAGGAGGGCAGGAAGGUCGCCGCAGGAGAAUUUAAAACCUGCACGAUUCUCUUCAGUGACGUGGUGACGUUUACGAACAUCUGUGCUGCCUGCGAACCUAUCCAGAUAGUGAACAUGCUGAAUUCAAUGUACUCCAAGUUCGACAGGUUAACCAGCGUCCAUGAGGUCUACAAGGUGGAAACAAUAGGAGAUGCUUAUAUGGUGGUGGGGGGUGUACCAGUGCCUGUUGGAAGCCAUGCUCAGAGGGUAGCGAACUUUGCCUUGGGGAUGAGGAUUUCUGCAAAAGAAGUGAUGAAUCCUGUUACCAGAGAACCCAUUCAGAUCAGAGUGGGGAUCCACACGGGACCAGUCUUGGCAGGUGUCGUGGGGGACAAGAUGCCGCGGUACUGCUUGUUUGGUGACACUGUGAACACAGCCUCUCGGAUGGAAAGUCAUGGGCUUCCCAGCAAAGUGCAUCUCAGCCCCGAGACCUACAGAGCCCUGGAGAAUCAAGGGUUUGAAAUAACUGAGCGGGGUGAAAUCGAAGUGAAAGGGAAAGGGAAGAUGACUACCUACUUUCUGAUCCGAAACCUGAAGGCCUCAGAGGAUGAGAUCAUGGGGAAACCUCAGGCUCGGCUUGAUUCCGAGGGUAAGCAAGAAAGAGAAGCCUCAUCAAUACUCCUAUUGGAUGUUUUUUCCACUAACAACUUCGGCUCCAUUUACUUCGGACUGGUCGACACUCGAAGGGAGUGCAGUGGAGGGACGGGAACCUGGGGAGGCAGCAGCCAGACCGUGGCCUUCAGCUCAGACGGAGACACGCGGCCUUCCCAGUGGGCCGCUGCCGUCUGGCCUCUGCGCUUUGUUGUGACAGCGAAACAUGAACCCCUCGGCUUCACUUUUCCCCCUGCUCGGUUUAAUGGCGACAAAGAAAAGGAACUUCAUUUCUCAGCCCAAGACUUCUUAAGCUGCGUCUCUUUCUCAUUGUCCCUCGGAGAAUAA